AAGCAACUAAAAAUGAAAGAACCACAAUAAAGACAAACAAGAUUUCAAUCUAAAGCAGAAUAAUGUGGAAUAUGUUAUUAUGCAAUAGAAUAAUAAGUAAACUGAAAUAGUUAUGUUCAGGGAUAAUUAGAUAGUUGCAAUCAUUCAUUUUGUUUAACAUGCAUUCAAAAAUGGUCAAAUGUAUUAUAAUCUCUUAAAUUUAGAUUGAAAAUACAUGUCCUCUAUGUAAAUAGAAGUUCACAUAGAUUGAAUAAAAAUGGAAAAGAGUAUUAUGUAUAUUUAAUUAGGUAUUUUAUAAAAGUCUUAAGAUAUCGAAGUAAAAAUGUAAAGAGAAUAAGUUAAAAUUUUUGUUAUAUUUAGAAUUUUUGUGAAAGACAAAACUUAAUCUCAAAAAGAG
Molecule: messenger RNA, 397 nt
Organism: Paramecium sonneborni
Lineage: Eukaryota; Ciliophora; Oligohymenophorea; Peniculida; Parameciidae
Source: the annotation of a GenBank genome assembly